UUGAAAUAGAUGAUGUGAUGGAUGAUUCUCUUAUAAUUGACUAUAAUAUUGGAUAUAAUAAUGACUUUUGUCUUUAUAACCCAGAAUAUACUGAGAAUUUUUGUAACUUUCAAAACGAAUCUGGCUUUUAUAUUCAGUUUUUUCAAGAAGACAUGUUAUUUCAAGAAGACACUUAUGAUAUUCAUCUUUGUAAUAAUAACAUAACAAAUCUACUUGUCUCUUAUAAUGAGUUUCAACACACUUUUUCUUCAAUAAAGAAUUGUAAAAAUGUAUCUAAUGUUGAAAUGAAUUUAA
Molecule: messenger RNA, 294 nt
Organism: Dentiscutata erythropus
Lineage: Eukaryota; Fungi; Glomeromycota; Glomeromycetes; Diversisporales; Gigasporaceae
Source: the annotation of a GenBank genome assembly